CGCCAGUAUGUAACGUGCUGGGUUUGCCAGAGAGAAAGAAAAUAAGAUGCUAUGAAGAUAAAUCCAGGCUGCGCAACGCUCGUUGUUUUUAGAAAGGAUCGACCGACUGAGUUUGGGAAAAAAGAUUUUUUUUCUCGCUGUCUUUCUCUCCCCCUCCACCCCCCCGAUUCGGGGAGAGAGGGAGGGGAAGGUUGGACAAGAGUUUGAGCUUGCUAAAUCAAGCGUGAUGUGGAACACUGGAGUGCAGCUAUAGUUUACAGAGAGGGAGAGGGAAGGGGAGUCUGUGAGAAAGAAAGUACUUUGACAAUUUGCAUUUGGCCAAAAAAAACCGCGGCAAAUUUCUGUUCUAUGUGAGUUACAAUUGCAAGGAUUCCAGGACAAAGGGGAGGGAGGGUGGAUAGAAACUUCGGUUCUCCGGCUGAAUUGCUGAAUUCUCCCCGGAUGCAAGUUUGUUUUGGAGUUUUCUGGAAUAGAUUUUUGACUUUCUCGUUGUGGAAAGCGGGGAGAUUUGGAGGGGAGGGUGGAGGAAGUGGGUGGGAGAUCACUGCACCCGCUGUUAUGCAACUCAGAAGGGACUCUGGAAAGCAGAUUGGGGAGACGGUUUCCGGAUGUAUCCGAUCCGGUCGCUCUGAGCCAGGGAGCUGCGGAUGGUGUUAAAGGAUGCCCCAGGCCGUGAGGGUCAGUUGGUACUCGCUGGCGAUCUUGGCUUGUCUCAGCUCGGUGAGCGGAGCUGAGCCGGUGUGUUGGCAAGCGGUACUCCGUUGUCAGGAGGAGAAGGACUGUAAGUGGGCUUACAGCCAGUAUAGCGCCGCCUGCGAGCCCUUUCUCAAGGGGCUGAGACGCCAGUGUCCGAGCCACUGUAUCGGCGCCUUGGUCAAACUCAACCAGACUCAGAACGGUCCCGACCUGGAGAACUGUGACUGCGACCAGGACGUGCAGUGCAGGCGGGCCAAGCGGGCCAUCGAACCGUGCAUGCCCAGGCGGUACAGGGGCCAGUCGCCGGACGCGGCCGACCUAGGCUGCACCGCCGCCCGGCAGCGCUGCGAGGAGGAGUCGGUGUGCCACGGUGCCAUGAAGGACUACCUCUCCAAAUGCGGGCAGCUCUUCAAUGGCAGGCGCUGCACCGCCGUCUGCAAGAGCACCAUCCAACACUUGCUGUCCAUUCCCAGUGGGAUCUUGCUGAACACAUGCGUCUGCGACGGGGUGGAGAGACCCUUCUGCGAGGUGGUGAAGGAGAACAUGGAGAAGUUCUGUUCCAUCGAAGGCCCCUCGCUCUUUACGGCCACCCCGGACUCGGAGGAGAACUAUGAAUACGAUGAUUAUGAAAUGAACAAAACGGAUUUAAGGCCAGAAACUACAGACGGAGUGGACUCGCCCCUGAAUGACUCUGCAGGACUGGAGACACACACGUGGUGUGCACUCCUCCUCCUACUGAACUUGUGGUUUCCCUAAUACUUUGUGCAAACAAUUAUUUGCAGGUUUGUGUGUUUUUAUUGUCAGUUUUAAUUAUUUGUAAACUCUGUGUGUAUCAGGCACCGUGCGCCUCUGGUGUUUACAAAACACUUCACUGAAGCUGGGCACAUCACGUGCUGAUCAAAUUAAAAACUUGGGUUAUACAGUCUUCCUCAUAGCUUCCACCUCCCGUAAAUCUUUUUUUAACAAAGAUUUAUUUUUUUAAAAAAUCUCACACGUAUAAAACGGAACAUUGUAAAUUGCUCAUCGAAGCCGCCUUGGGACUUGGUUCGAUUUGAAUUUAAAUAAAACGAGAGAAAAGGCGUGUACAAAAUGUUUCUUUUCGAUGGUUCAGCUGAUCUUUAACGCAAAUAAAUGGCUAAAGCUUGGGUCACUCGAUUUGCAACUUUUCGACAACUUUUGUAUAAACGACGGAAAUGUUUUUUUAAACACUGUUUAUGGAUUUGCAGCCAGUACUUUUUUAAAAAAAGAAACAAAAAUCAGGUUACAGUUUUGUAUCUG
Molecule: messenger RNA, 1974 nt
Organism: Stegostoma tigrinum
Lineage: Eukaryota; Metazoa; Chordata; Chondrichthyes; Orectolobiformes; Stegostomatidae
Product: growth arrest-specific protein 1
Exons: 1
Coding region: 661-1452 (263 amino acids)
Biological process (GO): regulation of cell cycle
Source: RefSeq, a predicted model, not a curated record